GGGCCAUAUCAUAGUAUCGUAUCAUGUUGUAGCCGGGAGGCAUCCCCCACAUAGGCAGGGGAUUCAGGUUCAUUCGGGUCCCCUCACCCCACACCCUGUUCUCUCGCUCAGUUUGACAUGUUUUCCCCCCACUCCUUCCUUCUCACCAUAGCCAUUUGCAAGAUUUGUCCUGCCUUCUCAGGGGACAAACAUCGUCUGCAUGACCACUGAGACCAUUGGAGAGUGCAGCGCUGAGGACAAGGAUUGAGCCAACUUGAUGCUGGAUAUGGUUCUACAGGACCCUACCAGCUGGCUGAUGGAUGUGCCAGAGACUCUGGAGUUCAUCCAGAGAAACCUGGGAAGCAAGAGUGCAUCCCUACAGCAGACCCUCUUCUCAGUGCUGGGUGUCCAGGGAUGUGCAGAUGAGCGUGCUGACUGACCUUCCACACAGUGACAGCACCACCCUGGACAUCUGGAAGAGAAUACUCUCCCUGGCAGAAAAUUCAGAGUGCAUCUUGGAUGUACUGUGCAGCAUUCUCCAGGACCAAGAGUUGUGUGGGAUCUUUAACAUCACCCCAGCGGAGUUGGACCUCCUUCAGCUGACUCUGAUUCAUCCCACUGAAGAGAACCUGCAAGAGCUGUGUAAGCCAGCACUGCUCCAGAGGCUUCUGAAGAUUGAAAGCCUGCCAGUCCUCUGGCUGGUGCUCAGAGGCCUUGUCCUGCUGUCUGAGAGACCUGAGAUGGCAAUAGGAAUACGGGACCUGCUGCCAGACGUCAUGAAGACCUUGAGGUUUGCCAACACGUCCAUUGCUCUCAAGGCGAGCAAGAUCUCCAGAAAUGUGAUGACUCAUGUGGGGAAGAGAGAGGCCCAUCCCAUUGUUGUGGAGCUGGCUGAGAAGCUCCUGCCUCUUUUCAGUCGUGUGUCAAGUGAAGUGCAAGUAGGUUCCAUCCUCCUCUUCAAAGAUGUGAUGGAAGCUGUCAUGUGGUGGCAGAAGAGAAACAUGAGGAAGACUGUGCACAGGGGCCUGCUCCCUCUGCUCUUUCAGAUGAGCGAUGAGACCCCAAGUGUUGCAGAGGCCUCUGGAGAAGCCCUCGUACGUUGUGCAAAGUUCCUGAACUGGAAGGAGCUCAAGCGCCAGGCCAAGAGAAAGGGAAAAAUGGAGAUCAAGGAGUGCUUGCUGCGGCAGGACAGGCAGACGGCGAAUGAAUACCUUUGGCUGAGCCUGCCAUACCUGCAAAAUUCUCAGGCCUCUUUGCGAUAUGAGGCUGUUGAAUUCAUUGGGCUGGCUUUGCAGCACUCCGGACACCAAAGCAGGGAGAAGCUGAAUGUAAUUUGCAGUGCCCUCCAGCCUUUGAGAGGCGAUGCCCACCCAGCAGUCCGUUCUGUGGCAACUGGAAUAAUCCAGAGAUGUCAAGGCCAGAAGGCAGAACCACCACAGAGGAGGCUCAUAGGGAUGUGCUGCUGGCCCUGCUGAGCCAGCCAUCUGUCGUUAUCAAGAUGACUCUGAUUAAAACUGGGAUUACAAAGCCAUUCCCUUGCAUGGGGAUACAGAUCCACAUCCAUGGCCUUGAAUGCCUCCAGAGAUGGGGUAUCCACAGUCUCCCUUGGCAACCUGUUCCAGUGCGUCACCACCCUCUGGGUGAAAAAUUUCUUCCUUAUAUCCAACCUAAACCUCCCCUGUCUCAGUUUAAAACCAUUCCCCCUCGUCCUGUCACUAUCCACCCUCAUCAACAGCUGUUAAUCAAUCAAUCAAUAAAAUUUUUAAAAUGUCCUCCCCACAGUGAAGUCUUUGAAUUUCAUGUGCCCAGCAGUCCUGAACUGUCCUUGUCUUUUGCAUGGAAAGCAGCUACCGAGGUGUGAGGAGGAUUUGUUGGCUGCUGGUGGCAAAUGUGAGCGUACCUUGAGGCUGCAGUGUUCAUGCUCAUGUCUCACCUGGUUUCAUUGCCACGUCUCACAGGUGCAAGGUAAUCACACUCCACUGCUCCAAAAGUGACGCCUCCUAUUUAUUUCCAUGGGAACAACAACCACUACAAGGAGCGCAAUAACACUGUUUGACUGAGCAGUUCUCAGCUCCAAAAUGCUAUUUUUCAACACAGUCACCACCAUCAGCUCUGUAUUUUUGCCAGCGAUGAACAAGAGCCUGUAUGCCACGCCUGAAAAUAUCUGCACCAGUGGAGUUGCCUCGCUGCCUCUCUUGCCACUGCUGAAACGCACCACCCGCCACCUCACCGUGCGCACACCCACGGACUGGUCUCCGUAGGCGUUCAGCAAGCAUUGAUGACCAUCACUGGGUGCCUUUUUUCUGCGCAGAGGAAUUCACUUUCACACUUCUGCUUCAUCUGCACUUCCAUGUCAGACACGGUUCUGUCAGAUUGCCCGUCUGCUGUUAUCUGUCACACAGCAACAAAACGUAGUGGGAUAUUGGUGGGAAGGUUCAACCUCUACUGCCACACCGCCAACAUGUGCCUCUGGUGUUGUGGGCCAACAGCAUAAAAUAGGAGGCAUUAUUUUUGGAGCAGCCAUUGCUGUAGGAAAAGAGAAGCCUCUGAAGACCUUGUGAAAAGACUAAUGGAGGUAUGUGCUGAGCUUCUCGUGCAUUACUGGAGAGAAAAGAGUAUGAUAUGUUAAUUGUUACAGGCUGACUAAAAGAAUAAAAACCGUGCCACCAGCUCACAUUCAGCUGGCUUUCUGAACAGUUAGGCUUAUAAUAUAACAUAAAUGGACUGGUAAGAUUCAUAGAUACAGGCAGAGGAUUGAAGGCAUCCCUGUACUUGUGCUCUGUGUCCUCUUGAGAUUCUGCUUAUGUAGGUAGAUUAAAACAGAAUUCCAUAUUCUAUGAGUGAGGAGUACCACUCUAAAUGACAAAGCUUAUUGACAUCUAGUUAAGCUCUAGAUUUUUGUUUGGAGUGAGACUCAACAGAUUGGCCUUGGAAAUUGUGAACUACAUAGAAAUAACAAAUUGAAAUUCAGACUGUUAAGUGUACUCAUCAGAUUUGAUAACCAAGUAUUAUGAGACAAAAAUAAACAACCUAAUUACAGAUAGUGGUUGAGGUCUCAAAAAUGGGGAAAGAGGAAAAGAGGUCAUGAGAAAAAAAUGGUGAUGAGAAAAUUGAGUUUGAAAUUAGACUUCUAAAAUCUAAGGAAGAAGCCCGGACAGCUGAAAUAAUAAAUGAGCUAAGUAAGUGUAUUGUAUUUACUAAUAUUAAUCAUAUGUAAUUCAUGCUAUAAAGGGCCCUAUGAAGUCAGAGUGUGGGAAAUGUAUCUGUAAGUGAGAGGGGAUAAAAGUGAUUGUCAGCAAUGUUUUCAAUGAAGAAUUUGCUCUCUAGGCAAACAACUACUAUAUAAACUAUCUUUUUUUUUUUAAUUAAAGCAGUUCAUUCUUGCUUUCCAGCACAAAUAUAGAAAAUGUAUCUUAAAACCUUUUGUCAUGAGCUAAAUUUUAUAUUGAAAGCAUGAACAACUGUCAGGUCCUGUUUAUUUCAUCAGAGGUUCAGGCUGGAUGUCAGGAGAAGGUUCUUCAUCAGGAGGGUGUUCAGGCACUGGAAAAUCCUCCUCAGGGAAGCAGUCACAACACCGAGCUUGCUGGAGUUCAAGAAGUAUUCAGACAAUGCUCUCAGACAUAUUGUCUGAUUUUUAGGGAUCCUGUGUGUAGCCAGGAGUUGGACUUGAUGAUCCCUGUGGGUCUCUUCCAACUUUGUAUAUUCUAUGAUUUUAUGAUUGCCCGAAUCAUCAAGUGAAAUAAUCUUACAUUUGCAACAUAUGUCCUUACAUCUAAUUGCAUAUGCUCCAUUUAUGGUCAAUUAAAUCCUUUUGAACAUGGUUCAUUUCACUGUGAUGCAGGUGGCUAAAACAGGCCAGGCAGAUAACAUUUUAGAGUACCUUUUCCUUUCUGCUGGCUAUUAACUGAGCCUGCAAGAUGCUUCCAUUUUACAUGACUAACGUUAGACCACUGUGUUAGGUUUAUGGGACAUGGUUUUGUUUGUUUGUUUGUUUGUUUGUUUGUUGUUUGUUUGUUUUGGAUGAGUUUGGGGACCGGUGGACUCUAUGAGAAGAUACUCUUUGUCAGAUAAGAGGCAGUCCCAGCUCCUCCAAAAAUAAUCUGCUGCUGAGUCCAGAGCUGAUCGAUGAGCAAUGCUGGUUGCACCUCAGGGUGAACACAUUUAAGGAAAGGUAAAAAAUGCUGCUUAAUAGUAGUGAGAGAGAUGUGUGAGAGAAAUGUAAAAGAAACAAACCUGCAGACAGCAUCAUAUUUUCUACACUUGUCUUUCUGAAAGGAAGUGAGAGCAUUGCAUGACGUAAAAGCACCACAACCGUCUGCAUGCUAUUAGCAGAAUGGCAGCAUGCAACAACAGCAGAAUAUGAACCUGUAGUUUAAUAGAAGCUGUAGCUGACAGAAAAUAUGAGGGACUGUGAUCAUGGCUUACUUGUCUUUGCUUCACACCAGGCAUAUCCAACCCACAACCUCCAGGCUGCAUGCAGCUCUGCCCCACCAAGCAGCCUGAGGGAGCCCUGGGAGUGCACCUCACCCCAUUGCUCACUGACAGCCAAAAGUAGGUGUGCUGUAAACUGAGCUGGGACCAGGGCAGUGUGCAGUGAAGUGCUAACUCAAGUUAUAGCAGAUAAUUCUAUACUUUUGGAUUAGUUGGCUAAACACAGUCCUGUGAGCAGCAAAAAAUACGCAACCGUGCUUUCCAUGCCAGUAAAGGAAUUUCAGAACAGGUUUCAAGAUUGCUGAAAAACUGCAAUUUCAAUUUGCACUGAUCUGACAGAAUUUGUAUCUGAAACAGACAUUCUGUGACAUCUUUUGUUCAGGGCAUAUAUCAACUUGGAAGUAAUACUUUUGUGUAGCACAGAGUUUGAGACAGUGGAAAACUUUUGUGAUGGCAAGUGUCAGAAUACUAUCUCUUCUAAACUGUUGCUGCUUUAUAGGUAUGCAGAGUUUCCUCUGUAGGACUUCUCUUUCUCCUGUAUGUCAUAAUAAUUAGGCCAAAGGAUUAUACCAGCAUAGGAACAAAGGUUUUCUUAAGAAAAGCAUGAGGGGAAGGUGGGAAGGGGAGCUGGUUGUAAUGUAAAUAGUUACCUUCUGGUUUAUCUUUCAGUUCUCUUACUUACAGCUUUUGUACCCUUAGUGAUGUUGCUAAAGUUGUGGUUGCUAAGGAGAUACGAUUCAAACACCCAGGUAACUGAUUUCCAAAUGAUGAUAUUUGCUGCACUCUUGAGCCUGAAACCUUCAGAUUCAUAAAACACUGUGAGAUUAAGACCUAAUUAUUUUUUACUACUGAUUGUCAAAUGAGAUCGAUGAUAUUGAUAUUGGCAAGAAACAGCCUUUAAGAAGAGACUAUCUACUGUGGCAAUCUCUUCUCUUUAAGCUGAAAAUAAUAGGUUUUCUCUUUUGCAUGUAAAACAAAGAAAAUCUAACACAUCUAGUUCCAGGUGGUUCAAAGAUAAUGAAGUAUAUCCAUAUCGACUGAAGCAUGCUGGUUCUCAAGGUGUCUUUAUUCUGCUUGUGCAUAUUCAGGCAUUUAUGUUAAAAGGAAAAAGUGAAAAAAAAAAAAGAUAAGGUAUUCUGAACUAUAUUUAGAAGAAGAAAAAUAGCAUGAAACUGAAAGAAGUAAUAAAGUUGGGCAAACUUUCCAAUGAAUUUCAGUCAGCACAGUGUAUCUAAAUUCUGUGUGUGUCUUUGAAGAUCACAGUUUCCUUCAGGUCACACAAUUAUAACAGCAUUGGAUAGAUAUCUCAUUUUUUUUCACAUGAGGCAGCCAUACUUUCAAAACAGCUUUCUGCUUAUAAGGAACGACUCAUCUGUUUAAAAUGAUGAAAGUACUCAUAAAGAGCAUAGCUUUUCAUUUAUUCCUGCAGAGAAUUAGGAAAAAUUAAAGAACAUUGACAUUCAUCAUAGAGUGUGUAACUUUUAUGCCAUGAAACCGAGACCUGUUAUCAUGGAAUUCCAUUGUAUGGAGAACCUGCAAUUUCGUUGCCAUUUCACCUGAUGGUUUGGGUUCCUUUAUGCAGCUAAGAUCAGAAUCUCAUUGUUUACUUGAAAUUAUACUCUUAACAGAAGUCUUUUUUUCUUCUGAAUUUUCACUUAAGAUUACUAAGAUUGUUGUCUUUUCAUAGAAUCAUGGAAUUACACAUCACAAAUAGCUUGGGUUGGAAGGGAUCUUAAAGAUAAUCUGCUGUGGGCAACAUUGAAUCUAAAUCUCCUCUUUAAGUUUAAAAACAUUACUCUUUGUCUUGUCACUACCGAGACAGCUAUCAGGACAAGGACAUCUUGCAAGAGGAUCUCAUCCAAUAAUUCCAUAAACAGCCAGAAGUUCAUUCUUCUGAAGUUCAGGGGUCCUGACUUUGCUUUUUGCAAGACGCUCAAGAUCACAAACUCAUGUAUUCCUCAAGAUCACAAACUCAAGCAUGAUGGCCACAGCCCAGAGUGUCUCAAGUAUUAUCCUCUUCAGUGACCUCUGCAGUGUGGAAUGAGCUAUUGUGACCAGAAUCUGUCCAAGAAAGCCCAGAAGCAAAGUAGCGGCAAGCAGAGGUGGCUGGCAGAAAACAUGACUAGGUGACAUCUGUUUUUCUGGAAUCAAAGGCAUUUCACAUGCAUUAAUACAGCCUCAAAGCACCUCUGUAAGUUGAUUCAGUCUUAUUAUUAAGAAUCUUUAUGUUGCAAAUGCAUCUCGUCUUAAUUGGCACAAUAAGCAAUGGUUAUAGAAGUAAUGGCAACCCCUUAUCCUGUCCACCUGACAUACAUGUUAGACUAAUUGCAGAUAAGUUGAUUUUAGAUACAUAUUCCAAUUUUUGACGUCUUUCUUCCUUGUUCAUGCUUGAAGAAACAAAAAGUCAGUAAAUGGUUACUUCAGGUAUAGAUAUAUGAGAGACAAAGAGGUUUCAAUCCCAAAAUGCUAGUCUUUACUUUUUAACUUGUUUCCUGUAGUUUCUAUGACCAGUUCCUUUUGGAAAUUACCCAGUGGAGAACAGACAUAAUUCCAUAUGUGUUAGUCCUGCUUUUCUGAAAACAAAUGUGGCAAUAUUAUGACAACUUCAUCACUGCUUCAUUGUUAAAGGAUCAAGAAUACAAGCAUGUAUAGAUCACGUCUUUCACUUGUGCACUGUCCAUCUAUCUUUCUCCUAUUACUGUGCAAUUUGAAAUACAGAGGAAUGACUGUAUACUUUCCUGCCUCCUUUAAUUAUAUAUAAUAAGCAUUAUCUGUUUGUUUGUUUGUUUGUUUGUGGGAUUUCAGAGCCACUGUGGAAAUAAAUACUUGGAAGACAGAGGAAGAAAAAUGAAAAGGAAGGAAAAAUUUGGGUUGAAUAUUGUCUUGUUCCAUCCAUUUUAAUUUUGUAAGGACCGUGUCAAAGAGCAUCCUAACACUAUGUUUAACACUCCCAUGUAUGUGCCGCAUUCCCGGUGAAGUCUGGAUUACAUUUCAGUUUUGGAACUGCAGAGAAUUUGAAAUCAUACAAAACCUUGCAAAUGACAUUGAGAUUUAUCAAAGCACUGGUCUAAAAUAAAAGUGCCAAAAAAGAGCUACAUGUUAAGUAGUGUUUUUAUAGCUGUAAUAGUUUACAUAUGUGAGUCAAGAUUUAUAGAGAGGGAAAGUGUAUGUUUUCUUCCACUAAUUUACAUGGCAGAGGAAAGGAUGAGAUUUUGGGCACAUUAACCUUUUUGUGGUCAUAUGCAACAAAAUAUACAGACAGUAAAGACAGAAGCAAAACACACUGAAAAUAAUUCAUAAUUCAGUCAUGGUUUUUACUGUAGGAAGAGGUGGGAUGGCCAAAGGGAAAAAAACAGUUAAAUGAAGCAGUAGGAAUCUGUUUUUCAGGAAAUUCUUGUGUACAACCUAGUUCUGAAAAUUGGAUGAAUAGAUUUCUAACUUUAAGGGCUUUGAUUUUCACAAGCUAAAUGCAGAACUAAGUCUAAAAAGGCCCUUUAAAUUUCUGUCCUAAAAGAUACGUAGAGGGUGAAUUGAAAGCAUAAGCCACUUUCAAUAAAAACUGUGAUUGCUUUCUGCCUUCAAGAGGCCGGGAAAUAAAAAAGGCUCAUUUCUGGCAUCUUGUCUAUGUUUAGAUUUAAAUAUGACAUUCUGCACCUCUUGGGAAAAAAAAGAAUGUUGAAAUGAGCAGCCAGCAGAAGAUAUCUUCUCGUACAACAUCCUGACACCUGUACUUGUGUUAUGAGAGAGAGAGGAGCAAAAGGCAGCAGUGACUCAUCCAGUCAGCAUGGAUGCCAGACUUCUGCAAUGCACUCAGAGAGAAGGCCUUUGCUUUCUGCAGUCUCCAUGUGCAAAGAGCUAUUUUUUCUUCCUAUUAUUAGUUUUCUCCACCAAAAGAAGAUAUUGAAAGGAUCUGUGAACUGAAGACAGCCAGAAGACAGAAGCUGAAUUUGAAUGGUUUAGUGCUAAAUGCAACCCGAGAGGUGUACGUCUUCCACUGGGGCACUGAGGUCUAUCUUCAAUAAAUUCUGUCUGAGUUUUGGUUCCCUACCAUGUUCAUGCAUCAUGCCAUCUGCACCAUGAAACAGAAGUCAUUUUGUCUGCAUAGUAGCAGACAAAGUACUGACUACUAGCGUUAAAACCAAGGUGUUCCUUGAAGAAAAAAAAAAAAAAAAACUCAAAAUAAUAAAAUAAAUAAAUAAACUUUCCACAAAAUUACAGUGCAGACUUUGAUAAAUUCAGUGUCUGCACAGGAGACAGUAAACACAGUACAGUGAUGAAUAACUGUCAGUGAAGCUUGUAUGGUACUGUGAAGGAAGGGAAAAAUAUUUUAAUUCAUGAUAAACAGAAAUGAACUGUUUCCUAAGUUGGAGCAGGGCUUCAUGUUGGAGAAAAAUAGCAGUGAGCAGAACAACUAGAGAGAAUGCAUUAUCUGUACUGCUGGAGAUCUUCAUGGACAGCCUAUGCAGACUCCUUCUGGGCAGGUGUAAGAGACUAUUCUUUUAUAUCAUUGACUCAAAGUUUGCUGAGGAACAAGUCCAGGCAAGUCCUGGGCAAAGGCAGAGAAACACUGAUGGACAGGUCCUGGCUAAGG
This is a messenger RNA of Gallus gallus (chicken), 9001 nucleotides long. It is a transcript of the gene HRC8L, whose product is annotated as HEAT repeat-containing protein 8-like. The coding region runs from base 300 to 1454 and encodes 384 amino acids. Lineage: Eukaryota; Metazoa; Chordata; Aves; Galliformes; Phasianidae. The record is from RefSeq and is a predicted model, not a curated record. The transcript has 14 exons. Gene Ontology annotation, cellular component: cytoplasm.